AUGAUUGACGCAAUAAAUGUAAGCAUGAAUGUAAUCAGAACAUCGUUAAUUACAAAUUCAAUAAUCUUACAAAACUUGCAGAUUUCUUUAGGACAAGGAUUGGAAUCUGAACUGUUCGUAAACUCUAAAGAGUACUUAUUACACAUUGGGUUUGAUCGAAGCAAUAAAUGUAAGAUGAUACGAACUAGUAUAAGCAUGGGUACGAACUUACCAUCAUUAAUUCUUUCCUUCGAAAUAGAAGCUCAUCCCGAUGAAGAAUAA
Funneliformis geosporum is the source of this 261-nucleotide messenger RNA. Lineage: Eukaryota; Fungi; Glomeromycota; Glomeromycetes; Glomerales; Glomeraceae. The record is from the annotation of a GenBank genome assembly.